AUGAUAACCUUCGGUGCCUCGAACACUUCCACAGCUACGGAAGAAUCUGGCGACGUAAGAAGCAUUUGCGAAAGUGUUUGUAGUGAUGGAUCAAACGCUACCGUGCAACCAGGGGCUAAUCAAAGGCCCCGUAUGGACAUCGCAUGUGUUUUGGACGUGACCCAAACAUUGAACCUUGCUCACAGGAAAAGAGCAUUGGAAGAAGUGCGCCUGGCUUCCGACCUUGUAAAUGCAAACUUACACCAUAUUCAAUUUGAAAAACUAGACUUCGGUGAAACCAGUGUAUUGGAUACCUUUUACAAUGCGGAUGUGGCCCUUGUGGAUCUCAGUCUACAAGUACAACAGAGCUCCUUGUUGUAUCACCUUGGAGUUCGAGAGAGUUUUGAUAUGAAGGAAAAUGUUCUGUUGUAUAACGAUGUGGACUCAGACGCUACUUUACGGCUUAAAAUAUCUCUGCCAAACUUCCUAUUCGUGUCGUACAAGCUAACAGAUGCGGGUACAUGCGUUAUAACGAACCCGGCUGCAGCUAAAUUUAAAGGUGAAGAAGCACCGGACCCAAAACAACAUUUGACUUUACGACUCAAAAAUAUCCUUCAGGAUGUUGAAGUCCAAACCAAAGCUCACAUACAAGAAAAGUUCCUAUCUGAUCUACGCAAAGCUCGUGAAACCUAUAGCGGUACAGAGUUGGCCAACGUGCUACACGCGAUGCGAAGACGCCUGGACGAUCCUGCGGUUCUAUCUGGAGAUACGAUAUUAAAUCUUUUGAUAUCAUACCGUGAAAUACAGGACUAUGACGCAAUAGUCCAAAUUGUUGACGAUCUCAAAACCAUAAUGAAUAGAAAGAACUAUGUCAAUAUGCCGAUUAUUAGGUUUAUGUAUGCGUUUGCUAUGAACAGGAGAAAUAAAGAGGGUGACAGAGAAAACGCUUUAAAAGUUUGUGUGAAGGCGUUAGAAAAGAAAGAAAAUAGAUUUCCCGAUAUGUUGUGCCUUUGCGGUCGCAUAUAUAAGGAUAAAUUUGUAGAAUCUCAACACACGGACGUAGAGAGUUUGACUAAUGCUAUACAUUGGUACAGACAGGGUUUCGAAGUGCAGCCAAACGAAUAUGCGGGUAUUAAUUUGGCAACACUACUAGUUAUAGCUGGAAAUGAGUUUAAAAACUCACAAGAAUUACAACAUAUAGGUAUGGUACUUAACCAUUUAAUAGGUAAAAAAGGCAGCUUAUCCUCUUUAAAGGAUUAUUGGGAUGUGGCAACAUUCUUUGAAAUCUCAGUUUUGGCUCAGGACUACGUGAAAGCGAUACAAGCUGCUGAAUGUAUGUUCAAACUGAAACCGCCUAAUUGGUACUUGAAGUCUACUAUAGGAAAUAUAGAGCUUAUUGAUAGGUUUAGAAAAAGUGAAGAAAUAUCAGCAGAGCAGCAAAUUUUUUCGUUCUGGAUGGAGUUUUUCGUAGAGGCAACUAAAAGCACAUGUGAAAAUAUUAUACGCUUUCCCGUGGUGAUUCUAGAAACAACAAAAGUGUUCAUACCGUCGUAUCUGAACGUGAACAUGGGCGCGGAGCAGAAGUCUAUAGAGAUAUUCAACCUGUGCCUGGAGCAGAUGCGCGGCACUUGCCGGCAGGUGCACCGCUGGCUGUUCACCUCCGAUAUGAUUAGGUCUUACAGUUUAUAUAAACGUGAUGAACGUUGUCUUUUCCUGUACGUGAGCGAGAAUUCAGACGAUUUUCAAAUUUUCCUCCCGUCCCAAGCAUUUCGCCAACAUUUGUACGAUCUUCUGGGAGAGCUCACGGCUGACCACGAGAAAGUCGCUGAUUUAGAUACCAGCGUCAUGCAAGAUCAGUUAAAGUUCGAAUACGAAUUAGACGAUUGCAACAAAAGAGUGGUACUCGGUAAAGGUACGUACGGUGUGGUGUACGCGGCUCGGGAUCUCAACACGCAAGUGAGGAUCGCUGUCAAAGAGAUCCCCGAAAAGAACUUAGGUGAUGUACAGCCUUUGCACGAGGAAAUAUUGCUGCAUUCACAGCUUAGACACAGGAAUAUCGUACAGUACCUCGGUUCUAUAUCAGAAGACAAUUACUUCAAGAUUUUCAUGGAACAAGUUCCUGGAGGCUCGCUCUCAGCCUUGCUAAGAUCCAAAUGGGGUCCACUCAAAGAAAACGAAGCAACUAUCGCUUAUUAUACCAAACAGAUUUUGGAAGGUCUCAAGUACCUUCACGAUCAGAAAAUCGUUCACCGCGAUAUAAAAGGCGACAACGUACUUGUGAAUACCUAUAGCGGAGUGGUGAAGAUAUCCGACUUCGGCACAUCUAAGCGACUCGCUGGUUUGUGUCCUUCUACUGAGACCUUUGCUGGCACUUUACAGUACAUGGCCCCAGAGGUCAUCGAUAAAGGACAACGGGGUUAUGGUGCUCCAGCUGAUAUAUGGUCGUUAGGCUGCACGGUGGUGGAAAUGGCGACGGGAAACCCGCCCUUUAUGGAGUUGGGAUCGCCUCAAGCAGCUUUAUUUAAGGUGGGAUAUUAUAAAAUGCAUCCGGAAAUGCCCAGUGAAUUAUCGGUGAAGGCAAAGAACUUCAUUCUGCGCUGCUUCAUACCGGAACCCGAGAAGAGAGCUACGGCCGCUGAAUUAUUAGAAGAUCCUUUCUUAUGCGAGAAAAAGAAAUCCUCAACACGUCUCGGUAACAGCAUCGACUAUAGCCGAAGUAUAUCGGUGCCUGCAGACAAGGUGCGAGCUUCUCUCGCUCAAAAGAAAAUAUCAGAAACAAGUAUGCCUGGAAAUUUGCCUAGUUCUCCCGAAAUCGAGGUUAAAACGGUGCGGUCUAAUCCAACAAUGACUAGGACGGCGUCGUCGAUGCUCUCGCCGAUACUGAUAUACCCACCGGACCUAUUGAAUAGCAGCACAAUGCCGAACACGCCGUCGACCGAUGAAAUGGAUAGCAAUGACACGAUUUUGAAUAGACGAAGCUCUUCCGGGGGCUUGCUGUCGCCAGAGGUAGAUAUGACAAACGUGCCUCGAUCAUCAAUAGACAUAGAGCACGACGGGUUCUACCUCCUCAAGAAGGACUCGCAGCGCCGUCUCACUCUCUCCCGCGUGUUAGAGCAGGACAGUGAGAAAAUAUGCUCCAAAUGGAUGCUCAGCAUACAACAGGACUUUGGAAAUACUGUCCUAACACUUAAUCAUCUAGAAACUCUACGGUGUGCGCUCAAAGAUUAUAUAAUGGACCAAAAUAGAAGUGUCAUCGAGCGAGCAAUAAUAGUACUUAAGGAGGAAUUGGAUUUCGAUGCGAAUGCGAUAAAUGAACUGCACUCAGCUAUUUAUAUGUUCCAAGAAGCUGUCAAUGUUGUAUUGAGAAUGCAUAGUAUAAAGCCACAUUGGAUGUUCGCUCUGGACAACCUUGUGAGGAAUGCUGUGCAAGCGGCCAUAACUGUUUUGUCACCAGAGCUGGGCGCGAACCUGGCGGGGCAGGAGGCGGAGCGGCGCGCGCCCGACGCGUCGCCCUCCGCGCUGUCCACCGCCUCCGCGCGCGACCCGCUGCUGGCGCUGCACCAGAUACGACAGGACAACCACAAAUUACAACAAGAGCUCAUUGACAGCUACCAACAAUACCAAGCGCUGCUUCGGUUAAUGUUAGAAGAGCAGAAAAUGCAAACUCAAAUAAUAAAAGAAAUUGUGGAGAGUAAAGCAAAGAAUCAAACCCGGAGUAUAGACGAAAGUGAGGAGCACGAUCCAGAACAACUGCAAGCAUUCAAAGAUUGGUUGUCGUCCAGAAAUGUACCUGAGAGCGCUGCGGUCGCGCUCGUGGAACAAAAGUACACCUUAAACGAUUUGCUGCAACACGCACAGAGGGAGGAUGUAGCUAGACUUAACCUUAAAGGUGGCGUAGAACUACGGCUGUGGCGAGCCAUCACCGAACACCGCCUAACUUCAAACCAUCUCCGUCGUACAAGCAGCACCGAAACUGACAUAGACAAUAAUUCUAUAGUCGUCGUUGAAUGUUCAAAAUGUAAAACGUCCAGAACAAUAUCGUCAUGUUCAAACAACCCAACGAUAGUUAUAAAAGAAAAUGGCGACGAUUUUUGUACAGAAAAUGGAAUGGUAAAUAUU
Messenger RNA from Brenthis ino (lesser marbled fritillary), 4098 nucleotides. NCBI's taxonomy places the organism in Eukaryota, Metazoa, Arthropoda, Insecta, Lepidoptera, Nymphalidae. The record is from the annotation of a GenBank genome assembly.